Molecule: messenger RNA, 1086 nt
Organism: Symbiodinium sp. CCMP2456
Lineage: Eukaryota; Dinophyceae; Suessiales; Symbiodiniaceae
Source: the annotation of a GenBank genome assembly
AUGGCGAGCACCAAGGGACCCAUGUUCAUUCCCAUCCCGCCGGGCCUGUCGCGUCACAGUUCCAUGUCGGAGAGUUUGGCCUUCUAUCCACCACCUGGACUCCCGUCCCCACCGUCCCCACCGAUCGCCUUCCCAGGAGAGAUGCUCCGCGCUUUCGCGCACGCACAGCCUGCGAUCAUCGAGCUUGCUGGCCGAUGCACAGGUGCUCAGGUGCUUGAAGAAAAGAGCUCCUGCACGUCACAGCCAGACAGUCUUGGAACCAGGUGUUCGACGGACGAGCCUGGCACCCCUCCAGCCCCUCCGACACCACUGUCAGAGGCUGCCGACCCAGAGGUGGCCAGAGGUGCCUUGAAGCCAUGGACUCUCGAAGAUGGGGGCGUAGAGGCAGUGAUGGAGCAAGCGGACGAAGCCGAGUUGGAGGCCGCCCUGGAGCCGGUGCUGAAGGAAAUCCUGUCCCAGGACAAACAGAAAACCAAGGAGAAGCCUGCAAACGGCAAUGUGCGCUGGUGGACCCGUCCCUCUGCUCCAUUGCUUUGCCCCCUGUCCGGCUUUCCAACUUGCUUAUUGCCUUACCCGCCCUUCAAGCUUCGUGUGGACCCAACGCGGUCGGCGCCACAUCGCUUGGUGGACGGCAAAUACCUGGCAAUGACAUGCAUUGUCACCGGACGGUUUGUGGCCUGUGGGCGUGAGCUUCAGACCUCCGACAUUAGUGCCCUUGACGACUACAUUCACCGCUGCAAGCUUGGCCCAUAUCGUCCUGGCCGUGCAGUGGUGUUGAUGCAGCAAGCUGCUUCAUCGCCAACGGCGGAACAACGUGACAGCGCCACACAGGAACUUGAGCGCUUUGUUGCAUCAGCUCGCGCCGAGCUGGGAAAGGUGCGUCGAAUCCAGGAGAAUAGGCUUACGCAGAUCCAGCAGGCCUUGCCUACACACCUUCAAAGUGCUAUCCGCUUCCCAACCCAGGAGGCUUCGUCGGCAUUGCCGGAAGCAAAGGGCAGGCGCCCGCCAGCAUUUUCGACGGGAAGUGUUUCCACUCGUGCAAGCUUUUCAAGCGACUGCAGCCUCGCAGACGCUCCGGAGGGCUGA